AUGCCCAACAAGAACAAAGGGGGCUACAAGCCCCUACGCGGCUGCGACGACUCAGUAACAUCGCCCCUUAUCCUGUUCCGUUGCGCUUCAGGUGAAGAGUGGAAGCCCUUGGACAUGUUCUCCAAAGCUCAACAGAGGAACACCCGCUACUUGAUAGAUGCCGGUAGAAAGGUUGAUCCUGCAAACACUGGAAUGAUCUGCAAGGAACAUAACCAAGCUCCCGCUUUGGAGCAUUGGUGCAUCGGCUGCCUCCGGACACUACCAUAUGAUGCCUUCUCCCUGAACCAGCGCAGACUUGAGGAUUGGCGCUGUACUCAAUGUGUUGGGUGGGAUACAGUCGCAGAGCCAUCAGUGGUCCCGAUCCCCAAAGCCACGGGUCAUGUCUCCGUAGAAGAAGAAGAGAUGAUGAGCCAAGGUUACCAUGCGCCUAUCGAGGUUGCCCAAUUCUUUGAUGAUGACGAUCUCCCCGGAGCACCGAUUACUUCACCCGAGUCACUUGGCUUGGACCCAACCAACGAGGACGACAACAAAGUCUUCAACGAAGUCGUCAGAGGCUCAUCUCAGACAGUUCAUACAUCUGCAACUCGGACUUUUGCGUCGACAACAUCCAGUGUUGCCGGCGAUAACAUGUCAACGACUUCCAGCCGCGCUACACUUCCCCCUCAUCUCCAGAAAAUGCUGCCGGAGCGUCUCGCAAGCUUGUCUAUUGACGAAGACUCUGUAUCCUCGAGCUCAAAGGUCGUUCUUCCCCAAGUCUCUCAAAAGGCAAAGGAGUUCCCUCCCCACCUUCGCGGCCUGAAAAUAACCCAGCGAGCUGCCACCUCAAGCACCACUGGUAGUGUUUCGACUGCAACAACUGUCCGCAAGGACCAGGAGGAGGCCGCCGCCGCUCGCAAGAUCACUUUCAAUGCGUGGGACUCCAUGGGUCAGAGACACACUGCCUCCAAGAACCCCACGGUCAUGUCCAGCUCAGCAUCUGAAGUAUCAACUACCGAAGAAAGCUACCAGGGUGCUAAGAUCGCGGACGGCUGGGAUGACAUCCCUCCUAUGAAGGAGGUCCCAACCCGAAGUGGAAGUCAGUGGCCCAAGCACAGUGAAGCCGACCUCAGAAAGCAGCAACAGGCCAACUUCCACACCAACAACAAGUGGAAGAAGACAAACGAUCGCUACUUCACUCAACCUAACAUCAUGGACCAAGCGGAGGACUCGCCCGGACCUCAGCACUCCGGCCGCUCCAUCCAGAGUCGCAACAACUUCAACAUGUUUGACGCCUUGAGCAACUAG
Fusarium redolens is the source of this 1284-nucleotide messenger RNA. RefSeq lists its product as uncharacterized. NCBI's taxonomy places the organism in Eukaryota, Fungi, Ascomycota, Sordariomycetes, Hypocreales, Nectriaceae. Bases 1 to 1284 code for a protein of 427 amino acids. The transcript is spliced from 7 exons. The record is from RefSeq and is a predicted model, not a curated record.